Messenger RNA from Empidonax traillii (willow flycatcher), 906 nucleotides. Its product is annotated as olfactory receptor 14J1-like. Gene Ontology annotation, biological process: G protein-coupled receptor signaling pathway. Gene Ontology annotation, cellular component: membrane. The record is from RefSeq and is a predicted model, not a curated record. The transcript has a single exon. The annotation marks the transcript as partial. NCBI's taxonomy places the organism in Eukaryota, Metazoa, Chordata, Aves, Passeriformes, Tyrannidae. Gene Ontology annotation, molecular function: olfactory receptor activity; G protein-coupled receptor activity.
UCCCUGGCUGCCCUCCUGGGCAACGGCCUCAUCCUCAGCACCGUAGCCUGCGACCAGCACCUGCACACCCCCAGGGACUUCUUCCUGCUGCACCUCUCCCUCACAGACCUGGGCUGCAUCUGCACCACUGUGCCCAAAGCCAUGCACAACUCCCUCUGGGGCACCACAACCAUCUCCUACACAGCAUGUGCUGCUCAGGCCUUUUUCCUUGUAUUCUUCAUCUCAGCAGAAUUUUAUCUCCUCACCAUCAUGUGCUACGACCGCUACGUUGCCAUCUGCAAACCCCUGCACUACGGGACCCUCCUGGGCAGCAGAGCUUGUGCCCACAUGGCAGCAGCUGCCUGGGCCAUUGGGUUUCUCAAUGCUCUGCUGCUCACAUCCAAUACAUUUUCGCUGCCCCUGUGCCAGGGCAAUGCCCUGGGCCAGUUCUUCUGUGAAAUCCCUCAGAUCCUCAAGCUCUCCUGCUCACACUCAGGCUACUUCAGGGAGAUUGGGCUCAUUGGUGUUAGUUCCUGUUUUGCAUUUGGUUGUUUCAUUUUCAUAGUUUUCUCCUAUGUGCAGAUCUUCAGGGCUGUGCUGAGGAUCCCCUCUGAGCAGGGACAGCACAAAGCCUUUUCCACGUGCCUCCCUCACCUGGCCGUGGUCUCUGUGUUCCUCAGCACUGGCAUAUUUUCCUACCUGAAGCCCCCCUCCAUCUCCUCCCCAUCCCUGGAUCUGGUCCUGUCAGUUCUGUACUCAGUGUUGCCUCCAUCACUGAACCCCCUCAUCUACAGCCUGAGGAAUCAGGAGCUCAAGGAUGCCAUAAGGAAAAUGAUCACUAGAUGUUUUUUAGGAGAAAAAAACUGCCUCUUUUCUUCUGCAGAACACUCACUGUGUAAUAUAUUUUUGGCCCAGUCUGCCUUUUAA